AUGUCAAACGUUCUUAGGAACAUCAUGGACGAAGACCUGGAGAUAUGCGACGAUAUCGCAGACCCGCAGUACCAGCACCCACAGCACGGCAUGAGGUCGAACAUAUUCACCGGCGGCCCAGGAUACCUCGUAUCCCACCCUUCGCUCGGUGGCAUCGUCAUCUCGACCCCAUCGUCCAUAGAUCUGCAGCACCUGAAACUACCUCGCACCCACGAUACUAAAUUUUCCUCCUCCUUCUCCAAAAGCGAAGAAGACGACCUCGCGCAGCGCAUGCUCCGUCUCGGCGGCCACUGGUACCCCUCCUGGGCCACCUACGCACGCCACCAGGAACGUCUCGCCAACGGCACCGUCUACGACUUCCACAUGCCCCCGGACGUAUACGUCGGAUACCCGUCCAGCGGGGGUGUGUGGGUGGCCAGGUACGUGCCGGACCGGGACCACUUCCGCCACGGCCAGAAAUUCUGCCUUCCGCAGCGGCCACCGGAGUGGAACCGGGUCAUGCAUCGCGUGCUCACGAUGGACGAGAAGUGUGACGCGUUAAAGGCGUUUGGGGCUACGUUCUAUCCGCGGAUAGAGGAUUGCGCGGAUCUCCCCAAGUCCGUGGAAGAGGGCCGGGAGGAGUUCCAGCGGUACGAGAAGAGUUUGGAGGAUAUGGACGACGGCGACUACCAAAGGCGAUGGUACCUGAGAUUUCAUGGUCUCGACCAAGAUGAAGACGUUGAAUCGAGGACCACGGAACCUCGCAGCAAACGGGGCUGCGUGAUGUUUUGA
This is a messenger RNA of Colletotrichum chrysophilum, 771 nucleotides long. RefSeq lists its product as uncharacterized. The record is from RefSeq and is a predicted model, not a curated record. The transcript has a single exon. The coding region runs from base 1 to 771 and encodes 256 amino acids. Lineage: Eukaryota; Fungi; Ascomycota; Sordariomycetes; Glomerellales; Glomerellaceae.